Astyanax mexicanus (Mexican tetra) is the source of this 1955-nucleotide messenger RNA. Its product is annotated as N-acetylglucosamine-6-phosphate deacetylase. The transcript is spliced from 12 exons. Gene Ontology annotation, molecular function: N-acetylglucosamine-6-phosphate deacetylase activity. The record is from RefSeq and is a predicted model, not a curated record. Bases 132 to 1346 code for a protein of 404 amino acids. Gene Ontology annotation, biological process: N-acetylglucosamine catabolic process. Lineage: Eukaryota; Metazoa; Chordata; Actinopteri; Characiformes; Acestrorhamphidae.
AAGUUCGGUUCACUUCCUUUACAGGACAGCUGCUGCUGUGUGUAUGUGUGUGUCUAAGUGUGUGUCUAGGUGUGUAAAAAAGAGACAGUGCUGCAGAAUGAGAUACGGGAGAGGCUGAGUGACUGUGAGAGAUGCCGUCCAAUAAGAGUGUUUCAGACGCGCCAAUCACUCAGUUCAUAAACUGCAGAAUCCUCAGAGACCAUCGGCUGCAAAGAGAGGACCUGUGGGUGCGAGAGGGAAAGAUUUUGGACCCAGAGAAGCUCUUCUUUGAUGAGGAAGGUUUUGCCGACUGUAAAAUCGACUGUGGGAAUAGAAUCCUCACACCUGGAUUCAUAGAUGUUCAGAUAAAUGGUGGAUUUGGCAUUGACUUCUCCCAGGCCACCAAUGACAUCAAACAGGGCGUGGCUUUGGUGGCCAAAAAGGUUCUGGAACAUGGAGUCACCUCCAUCUGUCCCACCCUCGUCACGUCUCCUCCAGAAAUUUAUCACCAGGUGAUCCCAGAGAUAACUGUGAAGGAUGGGGGAGCAGAGGGUGCUGGUGUCCUAGGUCUUCAUCUGGAAGGUCCGUUUAUAAGUAAGGAGAAGAAAGGCGCUCACCCUCCGCAAUUUAUCCGGCCUUUUAAAAAUGGGGGCGUGGCCGAUUUGAUGGAGACAUAUGGAACACUAGAGAAUGUUGCUGUGGUCACGAUAGCCCCGGAAUUGACUGAUAGCGGGCCAGCAAUCCGUGAACUGGUGAGAAGAGGCAUUACAGUGUCAUUAGGACACUCCAUGGCUGAUCUCUCUCAGGCUGAGGAGGCUGUUCAGAAUGGAGCUUCAUUCAUCACACACCUGUUCAACGCCAUGCUGCCUUUUCAUCACCGUGACCCGGGCAUUGUGGGACUGCUGACCAGUGACAACGUGCCUGCAGGACGCACUGUGUACUACGGCAUGAUCUCUGACGGAAUACACACACACCCUGCAGCACUGAGAAUAGCACACAGAUCACAUCCAGCAGGUUUGGUGUUGGUCACAGAUGCCGUUCCAGCAAUGGGUCUACCAGCAGGCCGACACACACUUGGACAGCAAGAGAUUCACAUACAAGGACUUCAUGCAUAUGUUGCAGGAACUACGACUCUGAGUGGCAGCAUCGCAACCAUGGACAUGUGUGUGAGACACUUCAAACAGGCCUCAGGCUGUACAGUUGAAUCUGCAUUAGAAGCUGCUUCUCUGCAUCCGGCUCAGCUGCUGGGAAUCAGCCACAGAAAGGGAACGCUGGACUACGGUGCAGAUGCAGAUUUUAUCAUCCUGGACGAUACCCUGACUGUCAGAGAAACAUACAUCGCUGGUCAGAUGGUCUGGAAAAAGUGAUCCCCCCAAAAAAUUACACAUGGGAGCAUGAAUGAAGCACAAUGCACACACAAACACACACACACACACACACACACACACAUCAAUGGGGCCCGUUGACUGUAAGUGUGCAAUAAAGCUCAGGAUCUGAAUAAGUGGCAUUAAAAUAAGAUACAGUGUACAGUUUGAGGUUUUAUAUACAUUUCAAAUCAUUAUAUUAAUUUCUGAACCUCUAAGGGCAGUUUCCCCAGACAGGGAUUAAGCCUAGUCUUAGACUACACAGCAUUUUCAUAAAGAGAUUUUCCACUGGAAGCAAAGCAGUUAAUAAAUAGGCUAAUCCCUAUCUGGAAAAGCAACCUUCAAGGAUAAUUCCUCAAUCCAACACAAUAUAAUUUCAUAUAUUCCUUAAAUUCCUUUGAUUUAUAUUCAUGAUUUUUUUUAUAUACAUUGGCACUGAAGCCACUUGUUGAAUCAAUCAUGUAGCACCUAGAUCAGCCUGUGUGGAACUCCUCUUCAGGGUUGAUUUACUUGGUUUACAUAAGAUGUAAGCUCAUCAGCUUGCCUUGCUACAGGCUGCGUGCUGAUUAGAGGCAUUAUAAAAGCUAAUAAAACUCUGCUGACUGAAGCUGA